Molecule: messenger RNA, 417 nt
Organism: Phytophthora sojae
Lineage: Eukaryota; Oomycota; Peronosporomycetes; Peronosporales; Peronosporaceae
Exons: 2
Source: RefSeq, a predicted model, not a curated record
UUUUUCGAGCAUGUUGCCACAACAGGCGAGUUUUCGGACUCUACCGCUGAGCAGCCAACCGCUGAGCAUUGGCUGGUGAUACGAUGUUUGAUUGUUUUGCUUCAGCCGUUUGCAGACGCCACCGAUGGGCUAGGCGGCCAAAAGAAGCUCAAGAAUACCGAAAUGUUCGAUGCGACCAUUCGCUCUGUUGGCAAAGAAGACUUCGCGGGCCGAGUCAAGUUGCUUAUGGACUCCGUGAGGAAAACGUUCAUUCAACUCUUCACGGAUAGAUUCACAAGUAAGCUUCCUGAAGAGUUACUAUGGAUCUCGGUUCUAGACCCCAGAUGUGCUGAGCUCAUGCACCAAUCGCAGCAGGAAGCGGCCAUCGCCAAAACGCGUCUGAAGUCGGCGGCAAUAGUGAUGGCCAAAGAGAUCAGU